Messenger RNA from Pneumocystis murina B123, 1441 nucleotides. RefSeq names its product cysteine desulfurase, mitochondrial. Gene Ontology annotation, biological process: [2Fe-2S] cluster assembly. Gene Ontology annotation, molecular function: pyridoxal phosphate binding; cysteine desulfurase activity. The record is from RefSeq and is a predicted model, not a curated record. The coding region runs from base 1 to 1359 and encodes 452 amino acids. Gene Ontology annotation, cellular component: cytosol; nucleus; mitochondrion. The transcript is spliced from 4 exons. NCBI's taxonomy places the organism in Eukaryota, Fungi, Ascomycota, Pneumocystomycetes, Pneumocystales, Pneumocystaceae.
AUGCAUUGGCAUUCGUUUUUUUCUCGUCCUUCAAAGUGUAUUUUAAAGCAAAAAUUAUGGAAUAAAUUGAUACGAAGAUUAAGUGGAGAAUUAAUAAGAAAUGAGGGAAAAACAUGCAGAAUAGGCGAUUCCAUAUCGCGUAGGUCUGUAGGGACUCGGCCUAUUUAUCUUGACGCUCAAGCAACAACGCCGGUUGAUCCACGAGUACUUGAUGCUAUGUUACCAUAUUUUACAUAUUUGUAUGGUAAUAGUCAUUCGAGAACUCAUGCGUAUGGUUGGGAAACAGAUAAAGCAGUUCAGAAAGCACGUGAGCAUGUGGCAGACUUAAUUGGAGCAGAUCCAAAAGAAAUUUUUUUUACAUCAGGUGCUACGGAGUCAAAUAAUAUGAUUAUCAAGGGUGUAACUCAUUUUUAUCGUAGCACGAAACGGCAUAUCAUCACAGCACAGACAGAACAUAAAUGUGUCUUGGAUUCAUGUCGAGUUUUGCAAAAUGAAGGAUUUGAUGUAACGUAUUUGCCUGUGAACAAGUAUGGUUUGAUAAGUUUGGAGGAUUUAGAGCGUGCAAUUCGCCCAGAUACAGUUUUGGUUAGUAUUAUGAUGGUGAAUAACGAGAUUGGGGUGAUUCAGCCAAUUGAGGAGAUUGGGAAAAUUUGUAGAGAUAAGAAGGUUUUUUUUCAUUCAGAUGCUGCACAGGCAGUAGGAAAAAUACCAGUGAACGUAGACAAAUGUAAAAUCGAUUUAAUGAGUAUUUCGGGGCAUAAAAUGUACGGGCCAAAAGGAAUUGGUGCAUCAUAUGUUAGACGUCGACCACGUGUACGAAUUGAACCAUUAAUUAAUGGUGGAGGACAAGAACGGGGAUUGCGUAGUGGCACACUUGCAUCUCCGUUAAUUAUUGGCAUGGGAGAAGCUUGUCGGAUUGCAAAAGAAGAACUAGAGUAUGAUUAUGCACAUGUAAGUCGACUUUCGAAACGGCUAAUAAGUCAUCUUACACAACUUGAAUAUGUCUAUUUUAACGGAGAUCCAUUACGUCGUUAUCCUGGAUGCAUUAAUGCAUCUUUUGCUUAUAUCGAAGGCGAGUCUCUUUUAAUGGCAUUAAAAGAUAUCGCAUUAAGUAGCGGAAGCGCUUGUACAUCUGCGUCCCUUGAGCCAUCUUAUGUUAUUCGUAGUUUAGGAGUACCAGAUGAUAUAUCCCAUUCAUCAUUGCGUUUCGGAAUUGGAAGAUUUACAACCGACGCAGAAAUAGAUUAUAUUUGUAAUAUAAUAAAGGACAAGGUUAAAUUUUUGAGAGAAUUAAGUCCUCUCUGGGAAAUGGUACAAGAAGGAAUUGAUCCUUCUACAAUUAAAUGGUCGUACCAUUAACAAUAAAUUGAAAAAUAAUGUCAUUAUUUUAAACAAUAAAUAACAUCAAUGCUCUUGUAUUGUUGUAUAAAUCUAUUUAUAA